AUGUCCAAAGCUCGUCCACCAUAGCAGAGUGACUGGCAAGACUAGUUGCCAGAGAGUGUGAUCGUGUUGCCAGGAAAUUCGCUGAAAUUAAAUUUGUGGGGAAGUCAACUCAUUCUUUAUUUAUUUGAAUCAACCCAACUGCGCAUCAAGUUUAGCUCUUUUUUUCAGUUCUAAAGGACUUGUUUCACAGCUUUUGUUGAGAAGUUCGUGUUUAUCUCGGCAUUGUUUCUGGUCAUUUGCCGGUUUAUAUUAACUUCCAUACAGUGUGAAAAGUCGCGCGCUCUGUUUCUGUUUUUAUUCCCACGCGCGCGUCGCUCAUCACGCGCACUUUGAUACAUCGUAACAAUUUCUCGCUUUUCGCGAAAAUGGCCGCAACUACGUUCGAAAUGGACGGAAGUGUAAUGGAAGGGGGGGGACAGAUUUUGAGGGUGUCUGCGGCGCUGAGCUGCAUCCAAGGGGCGUCAAUCAAAAUAAAUAAAAUCCGAGCGGGUAGAAGCACCCCGGGUUUGAGGCCUCAGCAUCUGUCAGGUCUCGAACUGGUGAGAGACAUGUGCAACGGCAAUCUGGAGGGAGCCACAGUGGGAUCCUCUGAAAUUACACUCACUCCUGGGAAAAUUAAGGGUGGGAAUCACAUCGCCGACACUCAGACGGCCGGAAGCGUGGGACUGCUGCUGCAGGUAUCGCUGCCGUGCGCCCUGUUUGCUCAUGGUCCGUCUGAGCUGUGCCUGAAGGGAGGAACCAAUGCUGAGAUGGCACCUCAGAUCGACUACACAAUGAAGGUCUUCAAACCAAUCAUGGAGAGAUUCGGAGUUCAGUUUGACUGCGAUUUAAGAAUGAGAGGUUACUAUCCUAAAGGGGGUGGUGAGGUGGUGAUCAAGGUGAACCCUGUGAAGGAACUGAGUCCCAUCAACUUGACCGAAAGAGGAAACAUCACCAAGAUCUAUGGAAGGGCCUUUGUUGCUGGAGUACUGCCCUUCAAGUUGGCGAAGGACAUGUCCACGGCAGCGGUUCGCACUAUCAGGAAAGAAAUUAAGGAUCUUUACAUCAACAUUCAGUCUCUGCAAGAGAAGGACAAGGCCUGUGGGAACGGCAACGGGAUCAUAAUAAUUGCAGAAUCAUCCACCGGCUGCAUAUUUGCAGGAUCAGCUCUUGGCAAAAAAGGCGUAUAUGCGGACAAAGUUGGCAUUGAGGCUGCUGAAAUGUUGCUAAGGAACAUCAGACAUAAUGGUUGCGUGGAUGAGUUCUUGCAAGACCAGCUUAUUAUUUUCAUGGCCUUGGCGAACGGCACAUCCAGAAUGCGAACGGGUCCAGUCACCCUCCACACGCAAACAGCAAUCCACAUCGCUGAGUUGCUCACGAACGCGAAAUUUGUCAUACGCAAAGCAGAGGAUGAGCCAGGCAACACCGACACCUACAUCAUCGAGUGCCAGGGAGUGGGCACAACCAAUCCUGGCUUGUAAACGCACAGAUCCGUCUCCUUGGCUUGUCCCCAGCCGAGAUAAGGAGGACUUGUAGCAGAGACACACUACUACUGUAACCGAUUGGACGACGUGAAGAUCACUUCAUUAUCUUCACGUUGUUUUCGAUUACAGAUUAGCUUUUUUUGCGCUGACCACCAGGUCAGUACAUAUUUGUCCCUUACGACUGUUGUGUCCCCCACCCCCCCUCUGAAACUUUUGUUGUUACUCAGGGUAUUGCCUUACACUGUAAUGAAAUGUCAACUUCGGAUAGUUUUUGAACUCGCAAUAUUCGCCCAAUCCUGACAAAUUUGCUUUCCGUACUCUUAACACAAGCCUUAAAGUUUCAUUAAACCCUUUCGAUACCGCGGUCCGUCGUUAACGAUAACUAUAGCCUAACCAAUUCGCAUGGACGUAGUAAAAUACAUGUAUGUCACUGGUAAAUUUAGUGCACUGUGUGUACGUGGAGGAAGUUUUCCAUCCGAGUUUUUGGUUCCAUGUAGCUGCUUUUGUUUUUUUGUAUUUUGUUAUUUAAGUCUUUGUGUUGGGAAGGAACACAUUUCCGAAAUUCCAUUGCCAUCUUAUUCUAUUUCCAUUGAAGUUCUUUCAUUUGAAUUCUGAAAAUGUUUCAUUCUUGGUUUGUUAUUUAUAAGAUGGAGUUUCAGAUUUUUUUUAUGCAUUGGUUUUUUGGGCUACUUUAGGUGUUCUUUUGUUAUUUGCAUUAAAUAACUUUGUUUUGUUUUUUUGAGGAGAAAAAUACAAUAAAAUGAUUGAUAGACAUACAA
This is a messenger RNA of Pimephales promelas (fathead minnow), 2242 nucleotides long. RefSeq names its product RNA 3'-terminal phosphate cyclase (gene rtca). Lineage: Eukaryota; Metazoa; Chordata; Actinopteri; Cypriniformes; Leuciscidae. Gene Ontology annotation, biological process: RNA processing. Gene Ontology annotation, molecular function: RNA-3'-phosphate cyclase activity. The record is from RefSeq and is a predicted model, not a curated record. Gene Ontology annotation, cellular component: nucleus.